CAACAGGUAGUAAGCCAGGUGUGUGUGGCGAGUGAGGCAGGACGGCGCGCGUCUUCUUACUGAAGAACCCAUGGCCUAAGUUUUCAGCUGCCAGCGUCCAAUUAGAAAAGUUACGCAAGGUCCGGAACUCCCCCCGUCAAGGCCGCAAGUGGCCUUUACACAGAAGGGUAGUGGAACAGAAUAAGGGUAACUCUAAAGCGUCACCCUUCUACAAUGGAAGAGACUCCCACCAAGAAGACCGCGGCAGAGACAGCAGCCAUGGAUCCCGCCCACACAGUGUCAACUUUCGAAGAUCUACUAGAGCUGGCGGGGACCCGCGGCCGGUGGAACAUCUUAAUGUUCUGCAUGUGCUCAAUAUCAUCAUUCACCGCAGCGCUGCCAGCAUUAUCUUAUCAGUUCUUGGGUGCGACACCUGACCACUGGUGCAGCGUGCAGCCCUUGCUUGAGGCUAACUGGACGCAGCAACAAAUAUUAAGCUUCGCCAUACCCUUCAGUAACUCAACGGGGAAGUAUGAGAGCUGCUCUAUGUAUGACUUGAACUACGCAGCGGCGGCGGAGGCAGGCUAUGAUGAUGCCAUGGCCGACAGGUGGUCCUUAGUUGGAGAUUCCAACGACACCAUCAAGUGCCAGUCGAGAGACUUCAACCUUACUCAGUACAAGUCCACCGUCGUCACGGAGUGGGACCUGGUGUGUGAACGGCGCGUCCUCUACUCCAGCACGCAGUCUGUCGUCAUGGGCGGAAAACUGCUUGGCUACAUCGUGUUUGGUUACCUCAUUGAUCAAUUGGGCCGUCGACCGCUGGUGCUGUUUUGCACUGCCCUCAAUAUCUUAUCAUCCUUCCUCAUUGCUGCGUCCCCCAACGUUGAAACCUAUAUAUUCUUUAAGUUCGUUAUAACAAUGAUGGAUGCCGGCCAGUAUCUUGGUCUGUUCGUCUUCACAAUGGAAACCUGCGCUACGAAAUAUCGCGCUGCUGCGGGCACCUUAUUCGUGAUUCCCUGGGCCUUGGGUUACAUGGCAGUGCCGGGGAUAGCUUACGUGGCUCGCACAUGGAAAGUGUUGCAGUUAGCUUACGCCAUCCCUACGCUUCUUGCUAUCUCAUUCUUUGUGUGGUUGCCAGAAUCUCCACGAUGGCUCAUUAUCAGAGGCCGCCACGAGGAGGCGCUGAAAAUUAUGACGCAGGUGGCCAAGGUGAACAAGAAAACACUGCCGUCAGAUGACCAAGUCCUGUUUGUUAUGAAAAACAUCGCACAAAAACCUGAGGCAGAGGACACAGACAAGGAUAAGGGAAUGCUGGCCCGCGUGAAACUGACCCUCAGGCAACUCCUUAUCCUGUUUAUCCUUCCUGAGUUCACGGUCAGAUCCUUGGUCGUGAUCUUCUGCUGGUGCGGAGCCUCAAUGGUUUAUUAUGGACUGGCCCUCAACGCAGACAAUAUCAACACUGACCCAUACCUGUACGUGUUCCUCGGGGGAGUCCUGGAGGUGCCAUCAUACUUGCUGCUGUGGCUGGCUCUCAUCUACAUCGGCAGAAAGAAAGCUCUCUCUUCACUGUUCUUGAUUUGUGGAAUCUUCAUCUUCGUGUUGAUGACCCUGAUUAUCGUGAAGCUUCCAGGAAGUGAAUGGGCUGUGGUGACCUUCUCCCAGGGUGGCAAGGUGGCCAUCACAGCUGGUUUCCAGUUAGCAUGGAUGUUCACUGCAGAACUGUACCCGACUUGUUACCGCUCCUAUGCAGUGGGAAUGGGCAGCGUGUUCGCCAGGGUAGGAGCAAUGGCUUCUCCAUACAUCAAUGAUAUCCUGGGAUUGAAAGCGGCAUGGGGACCUUCCGCUCUAUUUGGGUCAGUGUCUGUACUGGCUGCCAUCGUCACACUGCUGCUGUCUGAGACUGGAGAUUCUAACCUCUCUGAGCCCACAAACUCUUUAGCCACCAAAGGAAAGAAAGAUGUCUCACAAAACAACAGUGUCACAAAAGCACAUGAAAAUUUAUCGUAUGUUGCAGAAGACUGAUGUAAUAAUGUCUCACAUUUAAGAAGCACUAAAACACAUCAUAUGCGGUGUAUCAUCACAAUAUCUAUAUCACUAUACAAUAUAUGUAAGUUGCCCUUAAGCAACACAAAAUCAUAGACGAGUAUGUUUUUUUUUUUUUUUUUUUUUUUUUUUGAAGAUUAGAAUAGUAGAUGUAAUAGUCCUAUCUUUUGUUUGUUUUUUUACGUCGAAGCCUAUAGCGCCUGUAGGCUCGCUUGAAGAGUGUGUAGGAAGCGCUGUUCAGCUUUUACCCAUUCGUGGUGCAGGCAAUUUUAUUUAUAGUGGUACUCAU
Molecule: messenger RNA, 2311 nt
Organism: Portunus trituberculatus (swimming crab)
Lineage: Eukaryota; Metazoa; Arthropoda; Malacostraca; Decapoda; Portunidae
Product: organic cation transporter protein-like
Exons: 13
Coding region: 214-2001 (595 amino acids)
Biological process (GO): transmembrane transport
Cellular component (GO): membrane
Molecular function (GO): transmembrane transporter activity
Source: RefSeq, a predicted model, not a curated record